Molecule: messenger RNA, 1194 nt
Organism: Phytophthora infestans T30-4
Lineage: Eukaryota; Oomycota; Peronosporomycetes; Peronosporales; Peronosporaceae
Exons: 3
Coding region: 1-1194 (397 amino acids)
Biological process (GO): mannan biosynthetic process
Cellular component (GO): Golgi apparatus
Molecular function (GO): alpha-1,2-mannosyltransferase activity
Source: RefSeq, a predicted model, not a curated record
AUGGCGGACUCGACCAUCAAGUUGCCUGCUACGCCUCCACAAUGCCGCCCAGGUAUUCUACGACUGAUGCUGGUGGGGAGCGUGCUCUACACUCUCGUCAUGUUACUGUGGGUCGCCAGCAGCGUCCACGACAUCUCGUCCACCUCCGAGAGUCUCCCCUUGUCGAUUGUACGCCUCUUCACCAAUGGACAACACACUCCCACACCGGAGGAAUUAGAAGCGCAGGCUCAUGCACUAACCGUCAAAACUCUACCAGAUGGGGCGACGGUUGAACGUCAAUUCAAGUGCAUUGGUUGGAGAGCCACGACCGAUUGCAGCGCGGAUGGAGCGCGCGACUUGGCUAACGAUAAACCAUGCAACCGACGUGUGGGGGAUGGGGCUUCAGGCUACUGUGAGAUCGAAGACGUCGAGUCAGGCGAAAGGUUCCGCGUCAUGCAACGCGGGUGUAGUACUGUCAAGAAAGGAGCCAAGUUUUCCUGCUCGAAUGCACCGGAUUUCGUGAAUUUUCAUGCAAAAGGGCGGAAAGUCGUGGAGAAGGCCAUUGCACCGGGGUAUCAUCUGCCUAAUGUUAUGGAGAGCGAGAAGCCGAAAGCGGGUAUCGUUUUGGUGGUGUAUCCGACUCUGCUGGCGAAGCCAUUAAAAGGGCUAGCAAAGAAAGAAGCAGAGCGUGGGAUUACGUUUCGAGAGAUUACAGACCGACGAGCGUUUCGCUUUGCGGCAAAAGUGUAUGCUGUGUACAACAGUGCGUUUGAUCAGGUGCUGUUCCUCGACGCUGACAAUGUCCCGGUCCGUGACCCGACGUUUUUGUUUGAAUCGGAGGAGUUUGUCAGGACGGGUUCAGUCUUCUGGCCGGAUUUCUGGCACCCGCAGUAUACAAUUUUCCACAUCAUGGCAGACUCGUUGUUGUGGCAACUUUUGGACAUGAAAUAUGUCAACAUGUUCGAGCAAGAAAGUGGCCAAUUGCUAAUUGAUCGCCGUCGCCACACGGCUACUAUGGAACUUGUAAAUUUCUUCACGUUCCACACGCCAAAUCAUUUUGACCAGCUUAAGCUCGUAUAUGGCGACAAAGACCUCUUCCGGUACGCGUGGAUCAAGUUGAAUGUGCCGUUCUACAUGGUUCAGACCCCUCCCGCUGUCGCCGGCAAGGUUGUCAACGAGUCUUUUUGCGCGGGAAGAAAUCAACUACGAGGUUGA